Owenia fusiformis is the source of this 1202-nucleotide messenger RNA. The record is from the annotation of a GenBank genome assembly. NCBI's taxonomy places the organism in Eukaryota, Metazoa, Annelida, Polychaeta, Sabellida, Oweniidae.
GUUGUUCAAUAGAAAAAGGUUUAAAUGUUUAAAGUUCAUAAAUAGUGGUCAUAGCAUUCCAACUUCUAAAUUAAGCCAGUUGGGGUAUGCGUUUUCUAAGCUGGGUCCAACAAAGCAAGAUAUUGAAAUUGACAGAGAUUCAAAGAUUCCAAAUAUGGCACCAAUUCUGGAAGUAUAUAUGAAACACAGAAAGAUGAGAUCUGAAAUUAUUUCAGAUAGAGCAGAUCAUGAGGAUAUACCACAAGUUGAACCACAGUCUGUUGAUGAUAGUUUGUUGAAAGAAUCAGAUGAGGGAAAUGUCAAAAUAAAGAUAGAAACCCCAUCAGACAAUAUUAACAUUGAUCACAAUGAAGAGUCUGAUAGUCAUUUUCCUAUUGAAAAUACAGAUUUAGGAGGAAAGAAAAAACAAACUGUUGAGCUUUCUGUUCACCAAAUAUUCAGCAAUGAUAAUGAUGAUGAUAACAAUGAAAACAUGGAGGCUGAAAGUCUAGAUGGUGAAUGCAUUCAGAAAAAAGAUUUUGUUAGAACUGAGAGAAGAAUGAGGCAAAAUGUGAAUUUGUUCAAUAGAAAUAGGCAUAAAUGUUUAAAGUUCAUAAAUAGUGGUCAUAGCAUUCCAUUUCAUAAAUUAAGCCAGUUGGGGUAUGCAUUUUCUAAACUUACUCCAACAAAGCAAAAUAUUGAAAUUGAUAGCUAUUCAAAGAUUCCAAAAAUGGCACCAAUUCUAGAAGUAUAUAUGAAACGCAGACAGAUGAGAUCUGAAGAUAUUUCAGAUAAAGCAGAUCAUGAGGAUAUACCGCAAGUUGAAUCACAGUCUGUUGAUGAUAUUUUGGUGGGAGAAUCAGACAAGGGAAAUGUCAAAAUAAAAAUGGAAACAACAAUUGACAAUGGAGACAAUAUUAACAUUAAUGCAGAACAAAUUGCGUCUCUAAAUUGUGACUAUGAAGAUCAUAGUAACAGUAAUACUGAAUGUGUUGUUCCUUUGAUGGACAUCAUUGUCAAGCCUAAGGAAGCAUAUGGUGAAUGUUCUGAGAGAACACAAAGAAAAAUAGAUGUGAACUUGACUAAAAUAUAUUAUGAUGUCAAGCACCAAUGUUUAGAAUAUAUUAAUAAAUAUGGAAGUAUUUCAAAUACCAAGUUAAAACGUUUGAAGUAUAGGUUUUCCCAGCUGACCCGAGUAAAGCAAAAUAGUGAAAUUAAAAAGU